Molecule: messenger RNA, 3899 nt
Organism: Lytechinus variegatus (green sea urchin)
Lineage: Eukaryota; Metazoa; Echinodermata; Echinoidea; Temnopleuroida; Toxopneustidae
Product: PH and SEC7 domain-containing protein 1-like
Exons: 13
Coding region: 34-3105 (1023 amino acids)
Biological process (GO): regulation of ARF protein signal transduction
Molecular function (GO): protein binding; guanyl-nucleotide exchange factor activity
Source: RefSeq, a predicted model, not a curated record
ACCAGCGAAUUAUCAUCCUGAGGCUAUUUCGCGAUGGACGGAGGAGGAGGAGGCAGCGGAGGGGUUACCCCGAAAAUUCUGCACCUCCAGCGGGCCCUGUCAGGCGGCUUUGGGUUUUCAUUGAUGGGAGGUAGGGGCACUGGAUUUCCCCCGGUGAUAUGUGACAUUUUAAGUGACUCGCCUGCUUCAGAAUGCGAAGGAAUGCAAGUAGGAGAUAUUAUUCUGGAGAUAAACAAUGAAACAAUGGAUAACAAAUCAACAAAAGAAGUGGUUACGGCGUUAAUGAAAUCUCCGGAUGAUCUGAUACUGAGAGUGAAAGAAGAUUUUGCAACAAGAGAUCGUGUCCUGAAGUUCUUGGCACCUCUGGACAAGUCGCCAAGUUCUCAACAUCGUGGAUUCAAAUCAACUAGUAUCAUCAGUCCAAGACCGAAAAUUGAAAAGCGGGACUUCACGAACAUCAGCAGUGACCGUGUGGUGUGUACGUCUGGUGAUGUCAAUGGUGUUGAGGCAGGUGUAGUAGAGAGUGACUCUUCACCUGACUUGAGCGAGAGGCUACGUGCAGGAGCAACCAACAGAGACACAGAAGUGCUUCGGGGACUUCAGUCACCGGUACUUCCAAACAGGACAGGAUUUGAUCAUGAUUUGAGGGAGAAUGGAGAAGAUGAGAUCAGAGAUCAUUUAGGAACGCCAAAGAGCAAUGGCAUAGACGUCGGUCAACCUACAGAUAGCUUAGUAAACUCACAUUCCUACAACUCUGAUGCCAACGCAUCUGAAGAAUUUGUUGGUCAAAUACUCACAACGACCGCUUUGAUCCAUCGUGAGGAUUCACUCAAAGAAGGAGGUCUUUCAGCUGCAAGACAAUUAGAUUCCAUUGAGGAAGGAAGGACAGAUCUUGUCGAUGGAUGUGUUCAGUCAAGCACUGCCCUUGCUAACCAGGAACGUGUUCAGGAGAUUGACCCUGUAGCGAGAAGUGUGGAGACUGAUACCACAAUGAAUAAUGGACAUUCUACCGCUGAGCUGGUGCGUAUCACCAGUAACCAGCUACCAACGGCAUUCAGUCACAGUCAAGAUGUACGGACUAGAAUACAAAAUGGGACCAACGUCUCCCACAACAAUGACACCAUGUCGUCCUCACUUGACAGUGCCUUUGUAACGUCAUCUCCUGUUGUAAAGGUGAAAACCACUGCAACGACCGUUAGCCUGAACAGGAACACACCUUCUGAAGUGAAAAUAAAGAGUGUUCAACAACCGAUGGAAUCCUCAAAGCCAAAACUUUCCACAAAUGCAAUAGGAAUACAGACGAACCCUUCAGACUUAGAGCCGAGAAUAGAAAACGGAGGUUUGAAAAGAGAUAGUUCACCCCCAGCAGCAAUAGCUGCACCUACAACGGGUCAGACAAAGAUGGGUAAUGGUGGAAGUAUAGGUUCUACAGAUUUACCAGGAUUAACGCCAAGGGACAGGGACUCAAGCUCCAGCUCAAGUAGCGAUGAUCUUGAGUUUCCAGACAUGAACAGUUUAGAGAGUGCGCUUCAUGAAAACCCAAAGAACUUAGAUGUGCCAUCAGCUAAAAGACUUGCAAAGAGACUCUAUGAACUUGAUGGUUUUAAGAGAGAAGAUGUAUCUAUUCAUUUAAGUAAGAGGAAUGAGUUCUGUAAGCUCGUUGCGCGGGAAUACCUGAGCAACUUUGACUUCACAGGAGACAGGCUGGAUGAGGCUCUGAGGGAGUUCCUUCGGUGCGUCACAGUGGUUGGGGAGACGCAGGAGCGAGAGAGGGUGCUGGCCCACUUUUCUCACCGUUUCUUUGACUGCAAUCCCGGUGUGAUGGAGUCUUCGGAUGCUGCGCAUACCCUGACGUGCGCCGUGAUGCUGCUGAACACGGACCUUCAUGGACAGAAUAUUGGAAAGAAGAUGUCCCUGAAUGCCUUUGUCACGAACCUGGAUGGAAUGAACGACGGUUUGAGCUUUCCUCGAAGCGUCCUCAAAGCUCUGUACAAUGCCAUCAAGGCGCAGCCCUUGGAAUGGAUCGUGGACGAGGAUGAUGAUGGGAGUGACGGCUCAAGUACGGGUAAAGGGUCUAAGAAACCUUCUCGGAACGGAACUCUGAGUGGAAACCCAUUAGUUCAGAUCGAUGACGAUCCCAAUGCACCCGUGUACAUCCAAACAUAUAUCAUGAGGAAAUUAGUGACAGACGCUGAAGGCAAAAAGACUCCCAAAGGAAAACGAGGAUGGAAGAUGUAUUUUGGGACAGUGAAAGGUCUUUGUAUCUACCUACACAAGUCCGAGGUUGCAAAGGACAUGGCUUUCAACAACCCCAAGGAUGUCAUGAGGAUCCAUCAUGCAUUAGCCAGCCGGUCUGGUCAGUAUGAUAAGAAACCAAACGUCUUCUCUCUGCGGCUGGCCAACUGGAGUGAAUACCUUAUACAAUGUCUUGAUGUUCGAGAUAUGCAGUCUUGGAUGCAGGCCGUCAACCUAGCAGCGGCAGUUCAUUCCUCGCCGCCCCUUCCUGCAGCGGUGGGCUCACAGAUGGCAUUCAGGAGACCUAUACUACCAAGUGCUUCUUCAAAACUUGAACCAGCUCAACAGCUAGCUAGUCAUGAUGAGAAGAUUGAAGCUUUAGAACGGGAUUUAGAAGAUCACAGGAGCUAUCCUCCUGACAAGAAAACGAAGACGAAGAUCAUCAAGGAUUUCCAGACCAAGGAUGAAUAUUUGGAAUAUGAGAUUUCAAGAUUCAAGACGUACAUCUACCUGCUGCGCUCUCAGCCUUUCAGCUCCUUGCCACCCCGAUGUGCCCCGCCCGCGCCGUUGUCAUCGUCAGCAGUCGCCAAGCGAUCGUCUCCCGCUCCCGUUCCGAAGUUCGCAUCCUCUCAUUCCUCCACGUUAUCACGGUCCGCAUCGGCUCCAAACCAACUGCCAAAGGUCACAUCGUCGUCAUCAUCGUCAUCGAUCUCCAAAUCGUCGUCAUCAAUGAAGGCCACCGUCGGGCGAAAAUCUCCAGAGACUAACUCCAAGUCGAACCUGCGCAGAAGCACCUCCAACACAGGAAGCCAUCCCGAUCCUUCUGAAGAAUCGCAACCGUUCCUCAGGGAUAACUCCAACAAGGUAUGAUCUUCAUACACUUUGGAUGCAAUGCUAAGUAUAACUAAAAAACAUCUCAGUAAUUAUUUGAGAGAGAAAAAAAAUGAAGAAAAUGCUGAAUAUAAAAGAUUUUGUUUUCGUACCAAGUAGCAACCCAUGCCAAAAUAUGAAUUCCAAUUUUUAGUUUUUAUCAAUAUUUGCAUGCAGUGAUGUUACAUGACUAACUCAUUCUCAUAAUGCAAUUUUAUAGUUUUAUUUGUACUAUAACCUACUUGCUCACAUUCAAAGAGACAGUGCACAAAAAAUUAUUUUACGGUCAAUUGAAACCUUUUCUGACAAAAACAGUAACAUUAGAUUUUAAAAGUUUUAUAGUUGUCUUUAAAUUAAUUGUGAGCAAUUAGGUACUUAUUUAUUUGCAGUUCAUAGGGCCCCUUUGCUGAAAGAGACGCAAUCAGACGCAGGUGCUAAGAUUGAUCACAACGUGGCUUUCGACCAAUCAUAAUAGCUCUUUUCGGACUUGCGUUUGAUUUUCUGAGUUGUGUUUAAACGGUUGAACUCUUUCUGCAAAAGGCCCUGAUCUUUGUUUCAUUUUAUUAUCUAUAAUUCUUCAUCGUCUUCAACCUGUAUAAUCUUAAUCAUUUCAUUAUCUUAUGUUAAUCCCACACUUUCUGUUUUUGUGCUUAUGGGCCAAGAUUUUGAACUCCAGUGUGCUCAAACCAUAGUCUACAUGACGAAAAUUUUGCGUUUAAGAGCAGUAUACCCCAAGUUUCCCUUAUCAUCAAAUCUCUUCUCAAAACCCUAUUGCCCUCAAGCAUGAAAUUUAA